Girardinichthys multiradiatus is the source of this 1282-nucleotide messenger RNA. RefSeq names its product protein phosphatase 1 regulatory subunit 12B-like. Bases 198 to 746 code for a protein of 182 amino acids. Gene Ontology annotation, molecular function: enzyme inhibitor activity; phosphatase regulator activity; protein kinase binding. Lineage: Eukaryota; Metazoa; Chordata; Actinopteri; Cyprinodontiformes; Goodeidae. The record is from RefSeq and is a predicted model, not a curated record. Gene Ontology annotation, cellular component: cytoplasm. The transcript has 7 exons.
CACAUUCUCAAACUUGCGUUCUUUCACUUGCAUCUGAUAUGUGUUUCCAUCCCAUGAAGAUCACGCUGGCGUUGAUCUCACCUGAAUCCCAUCACAUGCUGGAUGUUUUUACUUCUUAGAACUUUUAAAAUCUUUUUUUGGGGAUAUUUUGUAUCACAGUACCAGCUGAAUGUGGUGGUCCCAUCAGUGCAGGAGCAAUGUCAUCUCUACUUUCUCAAAACAAAGAUGAGCCGCUUGUCAGAAAAUCACUCUCUGACUCUUGUCCAGCUCCAUCUGCUGCCAACACCAGGAGCCUGAGGCAUGAAAGGCUUUUAAGAUUGGACUCAUCCAGCUCAUCUGAUGUUUCCAAUGUCACGUCAACAAACCUUGCAGAGUCCUACUUUUUACGAAGGGAGAACAGACUGUCGGCAAAGAAAAGGGCAGAAGAAGAGAAGAUGAACAGUGACUACAAAAAGAUGUACGAAAAGGCACUGGCAACAAAUGAAAGGCUCAAGUUCCGACUGGAGACUAGUAAACAGGACCUGGCUACAGUUCAGGACCAGCUGCAGAGAGCACAGAAGGGGAAACAAGAUGAUUGUAACGUGAACAUGCUUGAAGCAGAGAAAAAGGAAAGUUGGAGCCUUAAAAAGAAGAUAUCGGAUAUGGAAGAACAGUUAAAGGUGAAAGCUGAGCUGAAGCUGGAAAACCAGAGGCUGAAGGAUGAGAAUGGAGCUUUAAUCCGUGUCAUCACUAAACUCUCCAAGUAAAACAGGAUGCAGGCAGGGGCGAGGAAGGGGGAAGACAUAAAGAGCUAUUUUUAUAUCCAUUUAAGGAAUAAAUCAACUUCUAAUAUAACGUCUGAAAGGACUGUGGUUCUGCUGAAAUUUUCUAAGCUUUAUCCCUUCUUGUAAUUUUUGUUGUGUAAAAUAAUUUAAAAAAUGCCUUUAAAAGGCUGCAGUUCUAGUUUUACAACAUUUCUGCAAUGAUGUGAAAUCCAGUUGUAGACCUUCAUACUGUUGCCAUUUUAUUUAGAGUAGUAACACAUUCGGAGACUUAACAUGCAUUUAGUUUUCUUUACAGCCAAAAACAUAAAUACAUAGCAGUGGAAAUUAUGUUCACUUCAAAUAAAUGCAUCAACCAUUAGAUCUAAAGCUCAUGGCUGGAAAAGAUUGAACUAUAUGUAUCAGCAGUUUGUAACUCAUAUAUCAAUUCACAGUGCCUUGGGAAAGUAUUCAUACCCCUUAAACUUUUCCAUAUUUUGUCACAUAAACCACAACAUUCAAUAAAUGUUAUGAGGCUAUUA